CCGACUCACGGUCACGACCUCGGCGCGUCAAGCUUCGUCGAGGCUCGGCGUCGCGCACGCUUGCUCGCUCAUUCAACUUGGCUGUUCCCACUGCUAUCGAGGCCGGCUGCCACGGAUUUGACUGGUCUACCGAGAAUAGUACAUCCACUGGGAAUCCGAAUACUGUCGCCAUGCCCUAUUCGCACGCCCAUCCUCGCGCAGCACCGUCGUCGCCCGUGAGGCUCCCAUAGCUACCGACAUCGUCCACUCACCGCACUGUCUCUCAUCCACUGCCAUUGUCGCCAUCUGCGCUGAACAAGAAUGGGAAACCAGCUCGCGGCCCUGGCUCAGGCCUUCCCGCCAAAGUCGGCGUUUACUCCCGAGCAGAUGCCGGACUUGACUGGACGGGUCGUAAUCGUCACAGGAGGAAAUGUUGGCAUCGGCAAGGAAACGAUCAAGGCCCUUCUCGAGCACAACGCGAAGGUAUACAUGGCGUCCAGGAGCAAGGAAAAGGCGGACGCUGCGAUCAAGGAGCUUGUGCAGCAAACAGGCAAGGAGGCCAUAUUCCUCGAGCUUGACUUGAGCAGCCUUGCUUCCGUUCGAAAGUCGGCAGAAGAAUUUAUGAGCAAGGAGAAAGAGCUACACAUUCUCUUCAAUAACGCGGGCGUUAUGUGGCCUCCGCGUGAGCUGCUCACCGCAGACGGCUACGAUCUGCAAUUCGGCACGAACGUCCUCGGCCAUUUCUUAUUCACAAAGCUCCUCAUCCCAGCACUCGUCGCCGGCAAAGAUACCUCGCCCGACCACCACGCUCGAGUCGUCACCACGUCCUCAAGCGCGGCCUACGGCUACACGCUCAACUUCGACGCGUUCAGGGACAGCCCAGCUCGACGGCGGAUGAUAACGACCACGUUGUACUCGCAGAGCAAAUUCGGCAACGUUGUGGUUGCUCGCGAGUUUGCAAAGCGGUAUGCAGACCAAGGCAUCGUGUCUACGUCGUGCAAUCCAGGGAACAUCCAAACCGAGCUGCAACGCUACGCUCCCACGAUCCUCCGUAAGAUUAUGAAUCUCGUUCUGUACGACGCGCCUUACGGCGCACUCACCCAACUCUGGGCGGGCACCAUGCCAGAGACGCUGGAUUACAACGGCAAGUAUCUCAUUCCCUGGGCGAGGGUAGGCCAGUGCAGGUCAGAAGCGUAUGAUGAUGCGUUGGGCGAGAAGCUGUGGGGUUGGCUCGAGGAACAGGUUAAGGACUAGUGAUUGCGUCUCACUGGAAACCUGUCAUAUCGCACUCCGUGCACGGGCACACGGGUGUAAACGCCAGGAAUAUCGAACACUACCCGUAGGUCGGAUUCAGAACAUAUUGACGACAUCAAUCAUCAUGAUAUGAUUUACUUCCCCCCAAGAAA
Molecule: messenger RNA, 1385 nt
Organism: Fomitopsis serialis
Lineage: Eukaryota; Fungi; Basidiomycota; Agaricomycetes; Polyporales; Fomitopsidaceae
Product: NAD(P)-binding protein
Exons: 10
Coding region: 301-1233 (310 amino acids)
Source: RefSeq, a predicted model, not a curated record